ACUCCUCCCCCGUCUCCGAAUCACGAGAUGCUGAGUUCCUUCUGCUUCUGCCGCUCCGCCACUCGACGAUUGUCCUAUCCUUCUGCCGCUCGCAUGGCCGCCGUUUCCACAGCCUCCGAGGCGAAGGAGCCGCAGCAGCCUUCGCCUGUUCUGGUGGCCAAGCGUUUGGAUAAGUUUAAGACAACUAUCUUCACUCAGAUGAGCAUGCUUGCGGUUAAACAUGGAGCCAUUAACUUAGGCCAGGGUUUCCCAAAUUUUGACGGGCCUGAUUUUGUCAAGGAAGCUGCCAUUCAAGCUAUAAGGGAUGGGAAGAAUCAAUAUGCAAGGGGUUGUGGUGUACCUGAUCUUAAUUCCGCCAUCGUGGACAGGUUCCACAAGGACACUGGUCUACAUAUAGAUCCUGAGAAGGAAGUGACCGUGACAUCUGGGUGCACUGAAGCAAUUGCUGCGACCAUGUUAGGUUUGAUCAAUCCUGGCGAUGAAGUGAUUCUCUUUGCCCCAUUUUACGAUUCCUAUGAAGCAACUCUUUCUAUGGCUGAUGCAAAAAUAAAGGUUAUUACUCUUCGCCCUCCUGAUUUCGCAGUCUCAGUUGAUGAGCUCAAGUCUGCAGUCUCAAAGAACACACGUGCAAUACUGAUAAACACACCUCAUAAUCCAACUGGAAAAAUGUUCACCAGAGCAGAACUAGAACAGAUUGCCUCUCUCUGCAUAGAAAACGAUGUUUUAGUGUUUGCUGAUGAGGUUUAUGAUAAAUUAGCAUUUGAAGCUGAGCAUAUCUCGAUAGCUUCCCUUCCUGGUAUGUAUGAAAGGACUGUGACUAUGAACUCUCUAGGGAAGACAUUCUCCUUGACAGGAUGGAAAAUUGGAUGGGCUAUAGCACCGCCACAUUUGACAUGGGGCUUGAGGCAAGCACACUCAUUUCUAACAUUUUCCACUUCGACACCGAUGCAAUGGGCUGCUUCAGUAGCUCUGAGGGCACCUGAUACCUACUACGAGGAGUUGAAGAGGGACUACUUGGCAAAGAAAGCUAUACUAGUGGAGGGACUAAAAGCUGCAGGUUUCAUAGUGUAUCCAUCAAGUGGAACCUACUUUGUUAUGGUAGAUCACACGCCUUUUGGGUGUGAAAAUGACAUCGACUUUUGCGAGUACCUAAUUAAGGAAGUUGGUGUGGUAGCGAUUCCAACCAGUGUAUUCUAUCUCAACCCUGAGGAAGGGAAGAAUUUGGUCAGAUUCACCUUCUGCAAGGAUGAGGAGACGCUGAGGGCGGCAGUUGAGAGGAUGAAGGAAAGGCUUCACAAGAGCUGAAAAGCAUAGCAUCUUUAAGCUUCUAUGAUGCGCUCUCUACUCAAAUUCUCAUAGUUUAAGAGGGGCAUUACCUCAAUUUAUAGAAGUAUUUAUCUUCACUAGUUUUUUUAUGAACUGUCAAAAUGAAGCUCAAGUCUUAAGCUAUCAAACAUUUCGCCUUGCCGGUGGAUUUGAUAUUCAAAGGCUGGUCGACCCUUAUUCUAAUUGGUUCUCAUAUUGAGGAGAAAAGUGUGGUGACUUGAUAAUGCGCUUAACAUAUCUUUGUUAAAAAUAAUAUGUUUAUUUUGCUUACUCUAAUGUUAAUACAAAUGGAAAUUCCAAUCC
This is a messenger RNA of Zingiber officinale, 1629 nucleotides long. RefSeq names its product probable N-succinyldiaminopimelate aminotransferase DapC. The coding region runs from base 28 to 1305 and encodes 425 amino acids. Gene Ontology annotation, cellular component: cytoplasm. The transcript is spliced from 2 exons. Lineage: Eukaryota; Viridiplantae; Streptophyta; Magnoliopsida; Zingiberales; Zingiberaceae. The record is from RefSeq and is a predicted model, not a curated record. Gene Ontology annotation, molecular function: L-kynurenine:2-oxoglutarate transaminase activity; pyridoxal phosphate binding. Gene Ontology annotation, biological process: biosynthetic process.